Molecule: messenger RNA, 4036 nt
Organism: Cervus elaphus (red deer)
Lineage: Eukaryota; Metazoa; Chordata; Mammalia; Artiodactyla; Cervidae
Gene: ZBTB6
Product: zinc finger and BTB domain containing 6
Exons: 3
Coding region: 82-1356 (424 amino acids)
Biological process (GO): regulation of transcription by RNA polymerase II
Molecular function (GO): RNA polymerase II cis-regulatory region sequence-specific DNA binding; protein binding; DNA-binding transcription factor activity, RNA polymerase II-specific
Source: RefSeq, a predicted model, not a curated record
GCUGACUCUCCCCCCCACCUUCCGGCCGGAGCCGCUGCUGCCGCGGAAAGCUUGACUCUGGUUUCAGUGUCGAUUGUGACCAUGGCUGCUGAAUCUGAUGUUCUGCACUUCCAGUUUGAACAACAAGGAGAUGUAGUCUUGCAGAAAAUGAACCUCUUGAGGCAGCAGAAUUUAUUUUGUGAUGUGUCAAUUUAUAUUAAUGACACUGAGUUCCAGGGACACAAGGUGAUUUUAGCUGCUUGCUCCACCUUUAUGAGAGAUCAGUUUUUACUCACGCAAUCAAAACAUGUCAGAAUCACCAUCUUGCAGAGUGCAGAAGUUGGCAGAAAAUUGUUGCUCUCUUGCUACACUGGAGCACUUGAAGUUAAAAGGAAAGAGCUUUUGAAAUAUUUGACUGCUGCCAGUUACCUUCAGAUGGUUCACAUUGUGGAAAAGUGCACAGAAGCUUUGUCAAAGUAUCUGGAAAUUGAUCUUUCUAUGAAAAAUAACAAUCAGCAUGCUGACCUGUGUCAAUCCUCUGAUCCAGAUGUGAAGAAUGAAGAUGAAAAUUCAGAUAAAGACUGUGAGAUCAUUGAAAUUUCAGAAGAUAGUCCUGUAAACAUAGAUUUCCAUGUUAAAGAAGAGGAAAGCAACGUUUUACAGUCUACAGUAGAGAGCUUGACAGCAGAGAGAGAGGAAAUGAGAUCACCAGAGCUGUCUUCAGUAGACAUGGCUUUUAAAGACAAUGAAAUUCGUAUCCUCCAUGUGGAAUCUAUCAGUACUGGGGGUGUAGAAAAUGGAAAGUUUUCACAGCCCUGUACCUCUUCAAAAGCAAGCAUGUAUUUCUCAGAAACACAGCAUUCACUGAUCAAUUCUACAGUUGAGAGCAGAGUGGCAGAAGUUCCUGGGAAUCAAGAUCAAGGCUUAUUUUGUGAGAACACUGAAGGAAGUCAUGGUCCAGUGAAUGAGGUUCAGAAUCUAGGGGAUGCUUUUUCCCUGAGGCACCAGUGCCCCCGGUGCCCUCGAGGGUUUCUUCACGUUGAGAACUAUCUGCGCCACCUUAAGAUGCAUAAACUGUUCUUGUGCUUACAAUGUGGGAAAACAUUUACACAAAAGAAAAAUCUCAACAGGCACAUUCGAGGGCACAUGGGCAUACGGCCCUUUCAGUGUACUGUGUGCUUGAAGACAUUUACUGCGAAAAGCACACUUCAAGACCACUUGAAUAUACACAGUGGGGAUCGGCCAUAUAAAUGCCACUGUUGUGACAUGGAUUUCAAGCACAAAUCUGCCCUCAAAAAGCAUUUAACCUCUCUCCAUGGCAGAAGCAGUGGUGAAAAACUACCCAGGCAUGAUCUGGAAAGGCAAAACCUACUGUAACUAGAACCACACCUUGUUAUGAGACUUCUCUGCCAGAGCCACCAUUCUCUGAGAUAAAGCUGAAGCCUCUUUUUAGAUUCUGAAAAAAGUUUGUCAACAGUUCUGACACACAUUUGUUACGUUCCUUAUUCAUUUUUUUCUCUCUGCCUUGCCUUGGAGAGCACGGCCACCUUCUGACCAACUCAGCCUCCCCCUUGGGGAGCAUCUCUGCUAUCUGCAGGGUCUGCUGCAGCUUCUGCUCUGCCAGCUCCAGGAGUUCCUGCAACUGGUGGUUUUCAGCCUCAAUUUCACGAACACUUCGUUGCAGUUUCAUGUUCACUUCCUUAGAUUUGAUGAGGUCUUCUCUGGCUGUGUACAGAUCUGUCAUGUGAGUUGAGAGGACUGCCAGGCGCUCCCUCAUCUGGCUCUUCUCUCUUGACUACUUAUCUCUGAUUUCCUGGAGUUCCAUCAAUAUAGUGGGGUCUUCCUCAUGAGAACCAUCAGAAGAUCUCCACAGAGAUCAGGUUCCUGGAGGUCUCUGCCAUCACAUCCGUGUACAAGGCCCUCUAAGCAGAGUUCAGGCAUUCCCUCUCCUGAGGGAAUUCAGUGGCCAUGUCCUCAAAGGUCAACUGUUCCUGAGAAAAAGCCAUUCCAGAUUCCAGUUCUUUCCUUUUCCGUAGGCCACGUGAGUCCUUGGAAAUUUAUCUUGAAAGUUUGAAAGAUGUUUAUUGCUUAGAAUCACCAUUCCCCUUCCUGUGCCACAACCACACGCACAUGGAUGACCUCACUGUGUGGAAUAGACAGUCCUCUGCUGCUCACAGUCACAGGAGGGAUUCAGCACAGCAAACUCCCACACAGAGGCCAACAGGUAAGGUUUCCGACACAUCCCUUCAGGUCAGGCUUGCCCGGGAGUUCCCUGGUGGCCUAGUGAGUGGUUAGGAUUCUGUGCUCUCACUGUCAUGGCCUAGGUUCAAUUCCUGGUGAGGGAGCUGAGGUUCCGCCAGCCAAGAAACUUUCCAAUAUAUAAGAAGAGGAGAAUAAGGCACUCAGGCUUGGAGUAAACCAGUAAUGGCAACGUCUGGAUUUGCUUGAGGCGGAGGACCAGGUGCUGGGAUUUGAGGUCUCUGGAGGGUUCCACAUGAACCCGAAGUGUAGUGGGGUACCAUGCAGCACAAAUUUACAUUAGAAGCCCUCCUUGAGAGUUUUAUUGCAUAUUUUCAGAAAUGUGCCAAAAGCAAAACCAGGAUGUGUGGUUAUUUUACCGAGAGUAAUAUUAAGGUUGUGUUAAUGAGCCAUGGCUUUCUAACAUCCCUAUCUGCAUGUAAUACAAAACGUUUUGUUGGUAUAACAAGAUUUAAACAUACUGCAGGGCACAUCAUAUUUUCUAAAACACAGGAACUACUUUUAGUAAAGAAGCCUGACUAGAUACAUCUUAUUUCAAGAUGUUCUGUGCCUCCUCCACUCACCUCAGCUUUAUUUAGAAUUUCUGUUUAGUUUCUGUGGAAGCCCUUUCACAUUUUAAAUUGUAAUAUACUUUGUACCAUUUAAUGUAUUUUGUGAUGAAUCACAUGUUGAUUGUAUAAGUGUUAAAUAUCCUUUUUGUGAUACUUUGUGAAAAAUAAAUUCUUUAUAGAUUUUUAACUCUGGGAGAGAUUUUAAAUAAUCCAGCUCUCAUAUUGGAUAAGAAAAACAACUUUAUAACACCCAGGUCACUAGUUAGUGACAUUGGGUAGGUCAUCUCUCCUUGAGCUUUUCAUAAGUUUAUAUGUAAAAUGACAACUUCGAUUUUGACAAAGUAAGAUCAUUUCCAGGUCUAAAAUUCUUUGAUUUUAUAGGUAAAUCUCCCUGAAUUUCUAAGGACAGAGAAGAGGGAAAAGCCAGGGAGGAGAGUUUUGUGUCUUUAUGAAUGUUGCUACUUGAGUACUCCAUUGGAGGCAGAAUUUUUCUGAAUUAAACAUUUUCUUCCACUGGAGAAUUUGAUAGCACAGUGUUCGGUUUUCUUUCCCAUUUGACCUAUGAUUGGCCAUUUUUAGGCAUGAGAACAUUUUCCUUUCAGAAACAGUUUAUGAUUAAAGUACUCUUAUUUUUGCUUCCUAGAAUGAAGUUUUGUGGGGGAGGGAUGGAGAUGGGAGGGAGAGUAAAAGAAUAGAAAUAAACUUUUUUUUUUUUUAGAAAUUGAUAUCUAUCUUUGAUGUUUGAAAAAAAUUAUGAUUGUACUAUGUUUUUGCUUUAUGUGUGCCUUGUAAACUUCUUGUGAAAUUUUUUGUAAGCUCUUUGAGACUUGCUUGUGGGGCAGGGCUGUUUUGUGAAAGUGAUGGUUGUUAUUUAUUAUUAUUUAUUCCUGUUCACUAGCACAGAGUGAUCUCAGGUCAUUCCUGGGGGAGUGUCUGUCUGCAUGAUGUAUCUAAACAAUUUCAGGAAAAUGAAAUCGUUUUUUAAAAUGCAAAGUAAAGUUUGGCAAAGUAAAAUGUUGAAUUUAUUCAUUGAAAACAUUCACUUUUAGUUCUUUGUGGUUGCUGGUAUGAUGGGAAAAGUAUGCAGUAUGUUUUGGUUCAGCUUCUUCAUUUACUGGAUUUAUGUAUAAAAGAUCUCAGAGAGACAACUGUUAGUUUGGUGUAAAAGAAAAUCCUUGCCCUUUUCCCCUGGAUGUAACUAUUCUAUAUGUUUACAUAAGAAAUAAUAAACUGGAAAUGGGAAUGGG